Dimorphilus gyrociliatus is the source of this 453-nucleotide messenger RNA. The record is from the annotation of a GenBank genome assembly. Lineage: Eukaryota; Metazoa; Annelida; Polychaeta; Dinophilidae.
GAUUUACAUGGCGACAGAACUACAUUUUUUGUUUACAUACAAUUCUCCCUUUAUCGCUCAUUUUUAAAUUCGAUCUUUCUCAAACACCUCAUUUUUAAGUUAGUCAUGUCUCAAACUGGGGCAGCAUUACAGACUUAUAAUCAUGAGUUGGUCAAGUGCAUUGAAGAGUUGUGCUCAAAAAGAGACGAAUUACAUAAGCAAAUCAUAGAAGAAGAGGAAGAAAAACGGAAAUUACAAAAUGAUAUUAGAAGUCUAACAGAACGUUUGGCUAAAGUCAACGAAAGCCUUAGUAAAAAAAUGGCUGCCAGAAACGAAUACGAUAAUACUAUACGAGAAACAGAAGCAGCCUACAUGAAGAUCUUAGAGAGUUCACAAACGCUCCUCAAUGUUGUAAAGAAAAGUGCAAAUACGAUUGGUGGUAAAAGUUCUACACCAGCUCCACCAGCUCGUUAA